Messenger RNA from Oncorhynchus keta (chum salmon), 400 nucleotides. RefSeq names its product DNA-binding protein inhibitor ID-4-like. Gene Ontology annotation, molecular function: transcription regulator activity; protein dimerization activity. The transcript has a single exon. The annotation marks the transcript as partial. Gene Ontology annotation, biological process: cell differentiation; negative regulation of transcription by RNA polymerase II; circadian regulation of gene expression. Gene Ontology annotation, cellular component: cytoplasm; nucleus. The record is from RefSeq and is a predicted model, not a curated record. Lineage: Eukaryota; Metazoa; Chordata; Actinopteri; Salmoniformes; Salmonidae.
CGGGUGCGUUAUUACCGAAAUGAAGGCUACUACUCCCGUCCGCCCCCAGAAGGACACCUCAAGCAGCAGCGGCAACGAGCUUUCUUUACACUACCUCUCGGAUCACAGCCUGAACAUCGCCCGGUCUCGGUUGCAGGAAGAAGAGCAGCUGUGUCUGCAGGACGAUAUGAACCAGUGUUACAGUCGCCUCAAGCGCCUCGUACCCACCAUACCGCAGGAUAAGAAAGUCAGCAAAGUGGAGAUCCUUCAGCACGUGAUAGAUUACAUCUUGGACCUGCAGCUCGCGCUGGAGACGCACCCUUCUCUCCUGAAACAACAGACGGGGACCAUGACGGGGACGUGCCCGCCGUCCCCAGCCUCUAACCGGACACCACUAACGGUUCUCAACACAGACCACCAG